Molecule: messenger RNA, 854 nt
Organism: Megalops cyprinoides (Indo-Pacific tarpon)
Lineage: Eukaryota; Metazoa; Chordata; Actinopteri; Elopiformes; Megalopidae
Product: GTP-binding protein Di-Ras2-like
Exons: 2
Coding region: 202-801 (199 amino acids)
Biological process (GO): signal transduction
Cellular component (GO): plasma membrane
Molecular function (GO): GTPase activity; GDP binding; GTP binding
Source: RefSeq, a predicted model, not a curated record
CUGCUAUUUAGUGAGUACACAACACUGGAAUUUCUAUUUACAAUAAGGCAAGGAGCCCUCACCAGCCGUUUGUAUCAGAUGAACUGGGUCUGCUGGGUAUGUAAGUGCAAACGCUUGGUGUCACUGCCUGCUGAACAUCCUUCAGCGUACUCUCUAAUCUGGGUACCCAUCAGCACUUUCAAAAGAGAUAUUUGAGAGACCAUGCCAGAGCAGAGCAACGACUACCGGGUAGUGGUCUUUGGUGCUGCCGGGGUUGGAAAGAGCUCCCUAGUGCUGCGCUUUGUCAAAGGAACCUUCCGGGAGACCUAUAUCCCCACCAUUGAAGACACCUAUAGGCAGGUGAUCAGCUGUGACAAGAACAUCUGUACCCUGCAGAUCACCGACACCACAGGCAGCCACCAGUUCCCUGCCAUGCAGCGCCUCUCCAUCUCCAGGGGCCACGCCUUUAUUUUGGUCUACUCCGUAAUCAGCCGGCAGUCCAUGGAGGAGCUGCAGCCCAUAUAUGAGCAGAUUUGCCAGAUCAAGGGCGGCGACGUGCAGAGUAUUCCUGUCAUGUUAGUGGGCAAUAAGACAGAUGAGACUUACCGGGAGGUGCAGACCAGUGAGGGUGAGGGCCUUGCCGCUCGCUGGAAAUGCUCCUUCAUGGAGACCUCAGCCAAGACCAACUACAAUGUGCAGGAACUGUUUCAGGAGCUGCUGAACCUGGAGAGGAGGAGGGCAGUCAGUCUGCAGGUGGAUGGCCGGAAGUCCAAGGCAAUGAGGACCAGAGACAGACUGAAGGGGAAAUGUGUCAUUAUGUGAUUGGCAAUAGUACUGCAUGGUAUUGUUUUAGCACUGGACAUUGAAUAAUUAUC